GCGUAUCUUGAGUGUCAAACAUGGCGUCGAUCGCGCUCCACCGUUGAGGGUAAGGAGAUUUGAGGGCCGUCGAUGAUCGCAUCGACUCGACGUUUCUGACUUCUGUAGAAUUCUCGCCCGCAUGACUCGUCCGAGCGUGGAGUGAUAUGUCCUCGUACACGUUCUCGCAGAAACUGUUCACGCCGACGCCACCUGAGCGCGGCAGCUUUCCGUUGGAUCACGAAGGCAUCUGCAAGCGCAUUAUGAUCAAAUAUAUGCGCUGCUUGACGGAACAUCACAAUCGAAACGACUCGUGCCGCGACAUCGCCAAGGAGUACCUCAGUUGUCGUAUGGAUCACAACCUGAUGACUCGCGAGGACUGGUCCCAGCUCGGUUUCGACGUCGACCAGCCCAAGAAGAUAUAAAUCUCGUCUUCAACGUGGACCAACCCCACGUAGACUCCACUACUGCCCUCGACGCUGCCUGCCUGGCGCAUUUCGAUUAUCGCGAUUCUCGCUGGAACGCGGCGACAGCCCUGGGAAAGGAGAGCGGAUCCCGACAAGCGGACAGCGUAGCUUUUAUUGCCGCGAGUGGCGUGAUAUCAUCCUAGUUUCUUCACACGUAGCGUUAUCGCGUACAAUAUCGGGGUAAUCUAUCGAUAUUGGGGGAACCUAAACAGAAGGAAUUUGAGCGAUAUCGUGUGUGCUUGCCUUAGAGAAGGAAGAUCACGUUGAGCGUGCGACGGAUAGUAAGUCACCGUAAUAAUCAGACAAUAUUUUAACGUUCGCGCAUGAAUUUUCCAUCUCUAAAGAGCAAUCCUUGAUAAAAUUCACAAAAUAUUGAGAAUGUAUUGACACGAACGUUACAUUGUUUCCUGACAGCUCCUAGUGUGCAAGAAUUAAGGAUAACAGGACAGUAUUGUAUGAGAAAAAGAGAGCAAGAGAGGAGAGCUCCUUGAAUCUAGGGCAUCCUGGUAGCUUCUGUCAUUGUGUUCUAUGGUUGAAUCGUGUUACAACCAGUGGCCUAAGAUUAUUGCGUAAUAGAGUAUAUAUAUAUAUAUAUAUACAUUGUCGAUAGAAGAUUCUAAUAUUUAUCUCACGUUAUAGCGGGAAGAUUUCGCCAAAGCACUUAGAUUAUAUAUAUAUAUAUAUAUAUAUAUAUAUAUAUAUAUAUAUAUAUAAUUAUUACCUAUAAUA
Messenger RNA from Odontomachus brunneus, 1175 nucleotides. Its product is annotated as cytochrome c oxidase assembly protein COX19. Gene Ontology annotation, cellular component: mitochondrial intermembrane space. The transcript has 2 exons. Lineage: Eukaryota; Metazoa; Arthropoda; Insecta; Hymenoptera; Formicidae. The record is from RefSeq and is a predicted model, not a curated record. Gene Ontology annotation, biological process: mitochondrial respiratory chain complex IV assembly. Bases 147 to 404 code for a protein of 85 amino acids.